UUAUCGGCCUAAUCUUAAAGUAUGUAAGUCAAAUUGCGUUUUGAGUAAAAUUAUAUUCGAAUUAAGAAAUUUAACUUAUUUUAUUCCGAAUUUUUUAAUCAGCUCACACGAAAACUUGUUGAAUGUUGGUAUUAUGCAAGAAAUUGACUUACCAUGUUUACAAUCCAGUAAACUAGGGCAGUGUGUGAACGUGCAGAAUGCGCCCCGAGGGGCCGGGCUGAGCCAGAAUGGUGGCUAACAUUGGCGUCAUCAACCCAACAAAUGUUGAGGCGACGGCGUAUAUAAGUGCGGUGGCAGCGUUCGCGGCUGUGGUGCUCGUGCUACUGCUAUUCCUGGGCAGGAGGUGGUGUCAUUCGACCGUAUUCAAUCGCAAGUGCUGCGACGACAUCCUCGCUGUAAAUCCACGAAACCCGACCCCUUGCCUUCCAAUAGAAAAUGCGCAGAUCGAUGCUUUGUCGAAACCGAACAAUUUUCCCGACCGUGUAUUUGCGUUCGAGACCUCCGACUCGGAUGACGACCUGCGCUUGCGCAUACAACAGGAUAAAGAAGAAUGUCACUACGAAGAGAAGAACGAGAAUGCUUCAGCUCCUGUGAAGCUCGAAGUGGAGCUGGUGGAGACUGCGCUAAGGGAAACAACGCUAAGGGAGACGAAGAUCGACGAUGUCGUGCCGCAGAGAACGGAGUACCUUCACACACUCGAAGCACAGAGCAGCGUCGAUAGUGAUGUCAUAGCACAUAAUGAUACUUCCCUACUUUGUGGUGAAAGCUCUCAAGAGCGUGGGUCAAUCGAGCUGACACUGUUGUACGACGCGCCAGUUCGUUGCAUGACGGUACACGUGCUGCAAGGCCGCUCCCUUCCUCUAAAAACCACCGGACAGAUAUUGCAGAGUCAGGUUCGAGUUGUUCUGCUGCCGUUGAAGAAACAGAAGUUCAAAUCAAAGAUCCGAAAUGGAGAGAAUCCUCAAUACAUGGAGAGCUUCGUUUUGCAUAAAAUGAAUCCUGAGGAUGUACACGGUCUUGGCCUGAGAAUCCGUGUGUAUGGAUGCGAACGCAUGCGUCGGCAGCGACUGCUGGGCGAGGCAGCUGUCUCGUUCGCAUCUCUUAAUCUCGAGCUAGAAAACAAUCUGUGGCUUCAGCUCGCACCGAGACAACACCAUCAAACUAGCUUACAGCUACCAAAACUCGAGUUGACCAGUACAAUAACAGGGGUGCUGGCCAGUCCCUCGUCUAUAGCGACGGUGACUACUCCAUCAGCAGGAGCCGCGGGCGGUGAAGCCUGCAGCCUCGCUCGGUCGGACUCCGCCUCAUCCUGCUGCAGUGCCAGAUCAGCACCAGAACUAUUACUUGGUCUACAGUACAACUCUACGACGGGCCAUUUGUCUGUUGAGAUAAUUAAAGGGACACAUUUCCGAAAGCUGUCUCCGAACAAGGCCCCCGAUACAUACGUGAAGCUCUGCCUCAUCAGCUCUCUCGGUAUGGAGAUGGGACGCUGUAAGUCUACCACGCGACGGGCACAAUCCAAUCCGCUGUAUAAGGAGCUGUUUAUAUUUCAGGUGGCUCUUUUCCAACUAAGCGAGGUGACGUUGAUGGUGUCCGUCUGGUGGCGUCGCAGUGUCAAACGAAACGAGAUGGUCGGCUGGUUCUCUUUAGGACACAGUUCUUCGGGACGUGAAGAAGAACGACACUGGAGGGAGUUGUGUGACCGACAAGGGGAGCAGGUACAACGGUGGCACGUUCUGUUGGAUUCCUGACGAUCGCCGACUUAGCGCACGGAAGCGCUCGCCUGAAUUGUCUACGCCACGGCUCGGGUUCCCCUUCGGUCCCAAGUCGUGAGCAGGCCGUUUCCCGAUCAUUCUAUAUCGGGGAACCAUGCAUCCACGAUUUCACUGGUUCAAUCACUUUCCACGUGACUUCGUUUUUGAUGACCACACUCGUGGUUCGCUUUUUUAAUAAAAGCAGCGAUGUUUUUUCGCGUAAUCCGUUUUUCUUGUGCGGGCCGCAUAGUUGAACUCGUGUGAGAUUUUUUCAUAACUUCAAAAUUAAUUCAUUCCGAAUCCUUACGAACAGUACGUGUAUGGAAUUCAAGGAAAAAAUUUGUUUAAAAAGUUGAAAUUAUGGAAUGAAAACAGUAACAUUUAAUACACUUUUUUUUUUAAUUACAUUUAUGUACAUAUACCUAAGCACCAGUUUCAGCUGCGGCCUGAAAUUUUUUGAUGAUCGCACAAUAUUGUAUCGCGUGAGCACGCUCUUAAUGUUUCGAUGUUGUUAAUAUUAUUAAUGAAACGAUUGUUAUUAUAAAUUUGAAAUUUAUUACAUUGUAAUAUGUACGCGCUUUUCGCAUUGAAUGCAUUAGGAAUUGUAACGUUCCGAUUUUUAUUAAAUUUUGUAAAGGUUACUUACUAAUUUGCUCGUAUGUAAAUUGGUAUGUAGGUCGUAUAUUGUAUAAAACUUGAAGCCUUUUGUUCAAAAAUUGAAAUCAGCGUGCAGAUUUGAUUUUUAACAUAUUACCAGAUAAAAGGAGGUGUAUUUUACUUUCAUUACAGACAGGCUAUUUAGAUUUCUAAGAAAAUAGUCACAUGUUUUUUUUUAAUUAUUGGUGCCCGUGUAGGCAGACGAGCAUACGGCCCACCUGAUGAUCAUUGGUUACCGUCACCCAUGAACUUCAGCAAUGCCAGGGGCAGAGCCAAGCUGCUGCCUACAUGUUCAAAAUAAGUAAAUUGUUUUGGAUUAGUCAAAAAGUAUGCAUUAUCUAACCUAACUUAUAGUUUUAGUACCUGUUGUUGACUCUUAGGUACUCGAGUGAAAACAGUGCACUUGAUGUAUCAAUUAAUAAUAAUAAAAGCUGAUUUCAUGUACUUACAUACUUAAAAGAUCGAAAAAGUUUCAAGUUUUAAGUUUUGAAACGAAAAAGAUUUUGAUGAUAACCUUUUUAUAAUAUAAUAUAUUUAAUAUAAAGACUUGCAGCGCACAACACUUGUGAGAUAGUUAUAAUGUACUAGAAUUGAUAUUUAUUGAAUACUCAUAUUAUACACAGAAUUUAGGACGGCCCAAAUAAAUUAAAUACCUACCUAUUGUAUUUACAAUUUAUGAAAAUUAUGCUAUUCAUUUCCCAAUUAACGACACUAGGUCAAACAACUUUAAAAUUUAUAAUUAAUAUAUCUACGUACCUAAAAUCAAUUGCUAUAUUAAAUGAUGAGUUAUGUAAAUAUUCAGUAAAACAGUUCUUAAAAUAAAACUCAGGUUAAAAUUACUAUUGAUAAAAUUGCAUGUUUUUAUUAAAUUUUCUUUAUUAGUUACGUAAGAUUCUUAGUAGGUUAUUAUAUUCGAUUACGAAUAUUCGUGUAGCGCUAACUUCAUCUCCAUGCCUCCAAUGAACACUACUCUAACUCCAAAUUCGUAGGUUUACAGGAGGAGAGUUUAAAAGAAAAAACUUGAUAGGUGUCAAGGGACACCCGGAUGGAACGAAGUUCCUUUCGAUUAAUUAGUGAAGGAAUUGUAAUUUUUUUUUAAGUUAUAAUAAUAAAUUACGGCAUUAUGAAGAAGAAAAAAACAAUACUAUGAACUAAAUUACUAUUGUUGAAACGCUAUCUCGAGAAACUGUACUCAUUACGCGGACCAAUCGGAUACGAGCAAUGUCACGCGAUAAGCGCCUACACGUUGAUUGGUCAGAAUGACGGAUCUAAAAAGUGUCGUGACAACUUUUCGUAAGAUUUUUUUCCGUCUAGCCCCCUUUCACAACGCGCGAUAAGGAACUUCGUUCCAAAAGUUGGUAAAAUCUUUAUUAUUGCAGAUAUAUUUAUGGUUUUUUCUUGUGUAACUAGCUGAUUUACUCUUGCUUCGAACCCCAUCAAUAAUGAAUUUGUAAUACUUUGAAAAUAGUGAAGCGAUUUGCGUGAAAAACGAAAAUUUCAAAAUUUUGAGUUAGAGUAGUGUUCAUUGGAGGCAUCGAUCUUACCUUAAGAAGUAUUAUGAAAACAGUUACACAAUUUAAAAUAGGGAUUAAAAUUAUGACGAAUUAUGAAACGAAUACUCGAGAAAAUAUUGAAAUUGAAACAUUAAAAAGAUCAUUUUAUGAAUGAAUAGAUAGUGAUAUUAUAAUUUUUACAGCUUUAUGUUAGUUCUUGGAAAUACUACUUGUUUUAAUCCAAGAGGCAUAGACAAAAACACUAUGUCGUAAUAUUUAUAUUUUAAAGAGCUUUAACCCUUCAUUAUAAAAGUUGCUAUUUAAAAAAAAAUUAUUAAAUUAGAUUACGAGACAGUGUUUUACUAAAAACAACACAAAGAGAAAUAUUUAGAAAACGUCAAACGUCUCGUUAACGAGUUUAUUUUAUGGACAGCGUGUAAUAAAAGUUAUUAAAUAGAAACAAGCAUACAUCUAAGCGCCAAGACUGUAAUUAAACAAACGGUUAUUGUCUACGUUGUUCGCGCCUUUUGGCAGGAACGCAAGAUAGCAAGUCAUGUGAAUUGUUUUGUUUUAUUAAUUUAGUGUUGCUGUAAGUUUGGGCGUGUAAUAAUAGUGGAUUUUUUAUUUUGCUUGGGAUCUGUGAAUAAGUGUGGAGAAAAGCAAACAAAUUGAUGGACAUAGUGCUCACCUUUAGUUCAAUUUGAUUCCAAAACCAGUUUUUUUUUCCCCAAAAAUUAUGGCCUAUGGCCUCAGCCUUUGUUAUUAAAGAUUUUUCUGCAAGGGCUACGUUCCAAUGGUCGUGUACAACACUUUGUCCUAUGGACGAACCAAUAAUAAAAUUCCUGUCUGGUCGUUUUUAUAUAGAUAGAUGGAUAAUGUCGGGGCUCACCUUGUUGAAGGCUCUUUUAUAUUAUAGGUACAUAACUGCUAUUUUUCAAAUUACAUACCCACCUAGACAACUGGGCAAUGCAAAGCCAUCGUCGCCCUAGCCACAUACUAUCCUCCCGAUCCACUCUCAGUGCUUUUAGCCAGUGAGUCGCGAUUUCGAUCCGGAGGCACAUUCAGCGAAGCACUGCUCUUGUUAAGGCUAGCAAGUCCUCCCAGGUUGAGCCCGUUAGACUACCUAUCAAUGGGGGCGUAGUUUGAAUACCCCUUAGGCUACCAGGGAAAUAACCUGUUGUGCUUCUUUAUUUUGACUGAUCGUCUGCUUUUCAGUGGUUACCAGCUCACAAUAUGCUUCUACAUGUAAUUAAGCAGUUUGUAAAUUUAGAUUUUUAUUAAGCUUGAUGUUACUCUUUCAUCGUAAAAGUCGUUCGUAAAGACGAUGUUGCUACGUGCUUAUAAAGAAAAGUAUGUAUCUGGCGUGCGAUUUGAACCACUCUAUACACCGGACAUCUUACCCUUUAACCAAAUAAUGUUUAUAAAAUAUUUUAAUUACGCUUUAAAAAUUUUAAAUAGAAAUAUCUAAUCCCAAUAUUAUUUGAAUUAUCGAUGUGAGUGCGUUAGGUACCUACCCACUAACAGUGAAAUUAUUCAUUUUAAAUUCAGUUUCGUUUUCUCUAUGUAGGUACCUAUAAUUUGACCUAUGUAUAUUGUAGGUGUGCGAGAAAGAAAAAUAUAUAUUAUUAAUAUUAUUAAUCGGUCGUGUAGUUUUUAUAAUCCAAUCGUUUUUUAGAUUUACCAUUGACCAAUGUUCGUAUGAGACUUGUUACUUCAGUUUUCAAAAACGAAAGAAUUAUUUAAAUAAUAUGUAUAUGAAUAGUAUUGUCCAAAUGACAUUAAUAUAAUUCUCUACAUAUGGAGGUGCUUGAAAUGUGUAUUAAAUGUUCUAAUACAAUAGUGUUUUAGUAGUAUUUUGAAUAGUAAAAAAAAUGUAAACGAACCAAAUUGUAUUAUGUAGUUUGGCGUUGGAAAAUAAUAGCUUUUUAUGGAUGAGCAUCAGAUUAUUUACAUAUAUUACGAGUAUAUGUAUUAUAUUAUUAUAUAUGUAUUAUCUUAUGCUAAGUGCAAGGUUCCCGAAAUGUUGGUAGCCUUAUGGUUUCCGGUGUGAUAACGUUACUAAACUAGGCAGCGGCUUGGCUCGGCCCCUGGCAUUGCUGAAGUCCAUGGGCGACGGUAACCACUCACCAUGGGCCGUAUGCUCGUCUGCCUACAAGGGCAAAUAAAAAAAAAACUCGCCUGAAAUAUUCGCGCUUAUUUGUCUGGGUCAGUGACCCGAAGUCAAUUUUGAACUUCGAAACGAGACCCCUCCGUAAUUCUCGAUCUAAGGCCGGCUUUUGACGGGCUCAAAUUUGCGAAGGUCAACCUGUAUCGCAUCAUACCAACGAUAUCGAAUAAACUUCACUAACAGACAGUCCUACUCUCAAUAGACAAACUAGAUUUAAAUAAAUUUACUCAAAUAAUAAUAAAAAAAACUUCAGAGGGGUCAAGGGACACCCGGAUGGAACGAAGUUCCUUUCGAUUAAUGAGUGAAGGAAUUGUAAUUAUUUUUUUUAAGUUAUAAUAACAAAUUACGGCAUUAUGAAGCAGAAAAAAACAAUACUAUGAACUAAAUUACUAUUGUUGAAACGCUAUCUUGAGAAACUGUACUCAUUACGCGGACCAAUCGGAUACGAGCAAUGUCACGCGAUAAGCGCCUACACGUUGAUUGGUCAGAAUGACGGAUCUAAAAAGUGUCGUGACAGCUUUUCGUAAGAAUUUUUUCCGUCUAGCCCCCUAACGCGCGAUAAGGAACUUCGUUCCAAAAGUAACAUGCUUUCUGUUUCUUAUACAAGUUUUCCACUUUUUCCCGAAUCGAUACAUACACGAAAUAUUAUAAUUAAAACAAUAUGACGUUACGCUUAACCUCAAAAAUAAUUGUUUCGUUUGAGAAAAUUAUUCGAUAUUAAUUUUUGCUUCGGGAAUCGCUGUUUGCACUUUGUAUAGUGUAGGUGGAUAUCCUAAUGGAAGGAAAUCUUCACGAUUAAUAUGAUAAAUUGUCAAAUGCGUUUAUGAUGUUGAUGCAUUUUUAAAGAAUAUUGUUAGUCAAUAAUGAUUUUUGUAGAGUCUAGCACCCGUAUCUUUAGUCGUUUACACGAGCUUAACUUGACUCGACUCAACCUCCAACGCGCGUUUUGGUAUGAUUAGUCGUAAAAAUAAACUCCACUCAAACGUCCUUGGAAAAAUUUCCUAACCGGAGUGAAGUGAACGAACUGUCAAGUUAAGGUACGUCGCGACGUACCUUGAACGUUCCUCAAGGCUGGUUUUCUAUCAAUUUCCAAAUAGUAUGUGGGCCGCAAAUGGAAAUAUAUGAUAUUGUUGUGCAAUGGCCUGGAUCUGUGCAUGAUUCCCGCAUAUUUUGAUAAUUUAAGUUUGAUAAUAUUUAUUAAUAAAGUAAAUAGUUCGAGGUUAGACAUUUGAAACUCUUUAUUUUAUUUACCUACAUAAGAGACAUAUUUUGCUUACUACCUGAUAAAUAAAGUCAAUGCGAUUAUAAGUUUUAUUUAUAUAAUAAUAAACUGGUGGUUGUGGAAAAGCACUUCAACAACACGAUGCAACCAAAAUCACACAAAAGCGGCGAAUAAAAAUACAAAGCCGGAUCCGAAAUCUAAAAUAAUAAUAGGUUAGAAAAUAAAUAAUACACUUUCAGAUUUACCGCACGCACACAUAUUUACGAAUAACUCAGCAACCAAAACAUCAAACAAGUUCAUGUGUCAAACAGACAGCGGCAGCUUGACUUUGACAUUAAACAAUGACCAUAGACUACAGAACUCUAUGGGUUUGAUGCUAGCUUGAUCAAAUUUUCAUCAUUAUUACCUCGCUCGAGGACAGUUGAGGAAUAUUGUAAUGGUCGACUAAAAAUACCAAACUCGAGUAAGUUUGGAGGGAAUUCUCGAGCAUCAUCGGAUGAGUUAAGAGUGGAGGACUAUUUUACGAAACGUCUAAAGAUACGGGCAUAGGACUCUGAGGGCUCUGAGGAAAACAGUAUAAGUCAUUUUAUAGAUUUUAGUCACGAUUUACUCAUGAAUCUUUGUUUACACGUGUAACGUUAGCUUUCUAUAAAACAUUAUUUUAAUAGGUUAAGUUUUUUCUAAUACUAAAUAAUAUAUUCAUUAAACUAAUUACACUACCACAUUUGAAAGAAAAAGAUUAUAUCAGUCAAAUCAGAAAAAUGUUAAUGUUGUGAUUUUCAUAUUGAUAAUUAUUAAUCUUUUUUUACAAUAACUAUUUGUGCCAUUCACUACAUACUUUUGACUGUAAUAAAAUUUUAUGCAAAUAUAUACGGAAUUCCUUAGGUUAAUAUUGUUUUCACUAGUUUUAGUUUACCAUUUUGACCCGCGCAGAAGCCAACCACUACAUACAGUGAAAGUAUUUAUAUCAAACGAUAAAAAAUAUUUGAUCCUGAAACAAAACUGCGUGAGUCAAUUAAACGCGAAUCUCAAACUCUAGUAUCUAGCGUACUAUUCCGCUUGAUGUCCAAAUAAUUGUAGUUUUUGAAUGUUAUCGUAUGUUAUUUAUAUCACGGCUGUGUUUAAUUGAAUCUGUACUCAUUUUCUUAAACAUUCCCAGCUAAUCUUUACGUUGCUCCAAUACAGAUUAUUUAUUAUAAACUUAUGUUAUCGAAUAUAUAAAAUAGUAAGAUUAAAGAAAUUGGUUGAGAAAUAACUAAGUUUUGAAUCUGGAUAGCGAAGUGCUCCGAUUACCCGAACACUGUUCAUAUUAUUUAACAUGGAUGCCUUUACAUUAUUUUUGAACUAAUUGCGGGGUUGGUCUCGCACUUGUUUGUAUGCGAUUGUGAGGGGUGAGCAACCUUUUUAAUCAAUUUUUUUUGGCGGGCCGCACAUCGAUUAUCUCCUAAUAAUAACUUACGAAACUUUAUUUAUAAUAAAUAUUCAAAUUAAAUUUUAGAAAUGAUUGGCGAGCCGCGUGUUGCUCAUCCUUGCACGGUAGUAUCACGCACUCAACACAGAAAAAUGGUGAAUGUUAAGCCAAGUUUAUAUAGAUCUUAAAUAUACUUUACAAAGAUUUUAUUCUUCGUGCAUUCUUUCACCGCAGAAUCAAUCUUCUAUUUUAGUGUUGCCAACAACAGCUUAUUAUAGUAUCCACUCCCUAAAUAAUAUCACAUGUAAAUGCAAUGCUAACUCACCAAGUUGUCGUAAGUACCUACAAUUUCAAAUUUAUCAAAAAAACCAACUAUUCGCCAAGAUUAUUAAAAUAACUGAAAGGCUAUUUAAGUACGUUUGAAUUGAUAUUUAUGGCUGUCGUUUUUUUUUUAUUAUCAUGUAGACACUAAUUGUGUGUACCUACCAACCAAACGUUGCAAUGCAAUUUUUUUUUACACUCACUGCAUAAAAUAUUUGAAGUUGUUAACAUUUUUGAAAACGUGUAAUGACUAUUUCUCAAUAAAUCACUUUAUACAUUUUUCCUAAA
Molecule: messenger RNA, 9313 nt
Organism: Bombyx mori (domestic silkworm)
Lineage: Eukaryota; Metazoa; Arthropoda; Insecta; Lepidoptera; Bombycidae
Gene: Syt14
Product: synaptotagmin-16
Exons: 12
Coding region: 228-1751 (507 amino acids)
Molecular function (GO): phospholipid binding
Source: RefSeq, a predicted model, not a curated record